Molecule: messenger RNA, 5288 nt
Organism: Danaus plexippus (monarch butterfly)
Lineage: Eukaryota; Metazoa; Arthropoda; Insecta; Lepidoptera; Nymphalidae
Gene: Lrpl
Exons: 14
Coding region: 592-3843 (1083 amino acids)
Cellular component (GO): plasma membrane
Molecular function (GO): protein binding
Source: RefSeq, a predicted model, not a curated record
GAAAGAGGGAUGUUGCGUCCAACGAGGUUGCAUAUCACGAGAGAUGUCAAAAUUUAAAAAUGGAAUAGUUUGAAAGUGACGCCGCGUCAUAGAUGUAACAAAUUUAAAUAUCGCGCGGUUUCGAAAGUGUUACAGUGUUAUUGUUAGAUUUAUUAUUAAUAGUGACGUUUCUAAAGUAGGGUCUAGAAAUAUAACAAAAACGACUUACAACCAUAAGAAUAUAAGUGAAGGAUGAGCUAGGGUAGUUUCAGUGGUCGGCACCUUAGUCGUUAUUGUGGUGCCUGCAUGACCUUGACACAUUUUCCCGCGCUAGCGCUCAAACCUUGUUUUCAAUUGCACCGUCUCUUGAAUUUAGCUAACAGCCAUUAUAUUAGUGACAUUAAAAAUAACAUAAAACGGAGUGUGAAAUGUUUCAUAGCAUCAAAGUCAUUUAAUAUAAUAAAAUAUGAAAUAAGAGUAAAUUGAAAGAUAAAAUGAUGACUUUAACUUAAUAUAAAUAUAAUACAAAUUAAAUUACACUUAGUUGUAUGAAAGAAAUUACUAUGCAAGAUUUUAACAAGUUGUGACCUUCUAUUGGUUAGGUCGGUGACAAUGAAGACUUUACGAGAUAUUAACAUCAGCAUUAUGUUUAUCGCUGUAAUACUUACUCUGAUCAGAUCCACCGACUGUGAUAUUGUUGACGGCAGAAACGUUUACCAAAAAGAUGGUACAUUUUUACAAGAGCCGGAAUCACUGCCAGUGCUACAUUUAAAUGAUACCAAAUGCAGAAUAUCAGAGUAUCAGUGUUUUAAUAAACGUUGUAUCCCGAUAAACAGAUUUUGUGAUGGAGGCAACGACUGCGGUGACGCCUCGGAUGAACCCCGUCACUGCACACGUUGCAACAAAACAUACUAUGGAGAUAUCGGUAGAACAUAUGAACUGGAAUUGCAUCGUCCUAGAGAAGAUCUGGUACCAUAUGUCUGCUUACUGACCAUCACUGCUGCUGGAGGUGUGCACGGAGAUCUUGUUCAGAUAUUAUUCGAUAGUUUCACGUUGGGUCGUUUCACAUCGUUCGUUGACGACGGCUGCCCUGAUGGCUACAUGCAAAUUCAAGAGGCAAGCCGUCCCCAAGUAGGCGGUUCGUGGUGUGGAACUUCCUGGGGCCCCUCAAUUUAUUACAGCGAGACGAAAUCUAUUACGCUUAUUAUUCGCCUAUUACAUUUGUCUAAGGAACAGAAUAAUUAUAACUUUGAUUUCCGUAUGGCAUAUAAAGUUUUAAGGAAAGAAUAUGCCACUGUCAGAUACGGUGGAACGCCACCUUCAGAGAGACCUUUUUUCAAACUCAGGCCAAUGUUAUACCCUGUAAACAUAUCACACGGAGAAGAUACGAACAUUGGAAGGACGGCAAAAACUCCAGAGUAUUACCUCGGGGAUUUGAUCUCGGGGACUUAUUGCUCUCGGAUCUACAGUGACUGCGAUCGUAAAAACUGUAGAUUACAAUCUCCAAACUUCCCCGGCGUUUAUCCUAGAAAUCUCACUUGUUACUAUGCGGUUAGACAGCACGAAGUGCCUCAAGGAAAACAUGCUUUAAUAGUUGUGAAACAACCGAAUGGCCAGUUAAUUUCCAUAAGAAGUCAAAAGGCAUUGUACGCUCCAUCUCAAAAUGAUAGGGAGACUAACGGUAGAGAAUUAAAAUUUUGGCAACAGUGCGAUGAAGUACAGGACUAUGUGACAGUUUAUGAUGGCUACACGACAAGAGAUCCCGUUAUACUGAGGUUUUGCGGUGGUGGAGUUUCAGUUCCUGAAGCGAUAUCAAGUGGUCCGGAAUUGUUAGUCGAGUUUACUACUUCACCUUUUGGUACAUUUCUCCAACCGGCUACAUCACAGUCUCUACAUGGAUUCCAAUUAGAAGUCGAGGUGAGAUUUGUUGACCAACAAUCUCCAACGUACGCAAAAAAUAAAAGAGCUUGUGAAUUUUGGAUUCGAGGAACUGGUAGGGGAGUUUUGGAGCAUCCACAACAUUCACUUCCUCCAAACACAACAUGCCUUUAUCACAUGCAAGGAAUCGAUACUUCCGGUCCAUCAGGAAGAAAUAUUAUUUACAGACGGCAAUUUUCUGCACCGCGUUUUAGGGUUUGGUUCUCUGUAUUAAAAUUUUAUGUGACAAACGCUAUCAAUCCCAAUUUGCCUGAAGAUGAGUAUUGUGGGAGCCAUUUGAAUAUAUGGGAUGGGCCAAUGAGGAUAUCUCCCGGUUGCAGUGAUAUCUUUUGUGAUAAAGAACGAUCGGUUCAAAUGUCAAGAGCCACUUCCGCCCAGUCCGUGAUAGUUGGACGGCCACCGACAAAUGCAACCCUCAUAGCUAGGUUCUGCCGCGAACGGGCUCCAAGGACUUGUGAACAUGCGUUAUUAAGACGAUCUAGAGCAUGUGCUAGAACAGAAAGUUUCUUGUCUAAAGGGGACUCUUUAACGUUGGAAUUGAAGUUAACACAAGGAACAGCACUGAAGCCAGUAUUCUUUAAAGCUCUAUACGAGUUUGUAGAUUUACAUCAAGAUGGGGAGGCUUGGGGACGCGGGCCGUGUUCCAGACGUUUUGCGUCAAGGUCAUUCCCUGAAGCGCCACCAGACCCGCCGGUUACCUUCUCCUCGCCCAGAGAUGUCUUUUUGUAUGGUCGUGGCGGUGCUAAAAACAUCAGUUGCACUUAUCGCUUCGAAGCCAAUCCGGGUGAGGUAGUACGUCUCCGAGUGUGGGGCGUCAGGAAUGGUGGAAGGUUAUGCAGGUCCGUGCACUCGGCUCACUCACCAUGGUAUCGAUGCGGAGGAAAUCCUACAGCUGCUGUGAGGAUCUUCGAGAGACCAUGGAAAGAUAAUGGAGCUGGUGUUCCAAGGGACUGUUUGUGCAGCGAUGUUCCUGACUAUGAAUUCACAUCCACCUCAGCAGUGGCUGAACUAAAGUUUGACGUGGUCAACAUGUCCGCUGUUGAUGACUUCAGAUCUUUCGGUUUUGAGGCAUCUGUUGAGUUCGUAAGGCUGAGCAGUGUUUGUGAUUCCACCCACCGAGUGUUUGGAGCUAGUGGGGAAUUGAGGCUUUCAUACUAUCCUCCAAUGUCUGAAGAUGAUCGUUGUGACUUUCGUCCCUGGUUGAUUGAUCCAGCACCAGGCAGGUACCUUUAUCUCCAAAUCCAAGGCAGUUUGAUUAAGGAACCGGAACUCGAUAACUUCACGUUACAAAAUAAUAUAACAGUUGCUCCGGAUUUGAGGCAUUUAUGCCAAACACAGAAUCGUAUUGCAGUCUACGCUGGAGGACUUUCUCCGAUAUUCAUAUGUCCUAGGCCACCAGUAGAACAGGAAGACGACGUAGUGGAAGUAUUCUCCGAAGGUUGGACUUCGGAAGUAGAUGGUUUGUCCAGACACGUGCUGGCGGCGACGCCCUCCCUCGACCGGUUCGAUUUGGAAUGGCCACGAUCGCUCUCUGUUGAACUGAUAGCCGCGGAGACUGGUUCCUAUUACAUUACGUGGUUGGAACUGUCGAGGAGACACCCAAGUCCUCGCGGCGGUGUCUUCGCUCUCUCCGGCGAGUGUACUCAUAAAUGUUCGUCUUUGGACGCGUGCAUCGAACCAGCUCUUUGGUGUGACGGAGUGCCGCAGUGUCCGCACGGGGAGGACGAGCGUCUGUCGCAAUGCUCUGCUCUCAUGAGACUGCCCGCGCAUUACGCAGCCGCUCUGCUCGCGCUCACAGUGCUUGCGGUAUUCGCUGUGAUAGCGGUGAUGCGUUCGUGUCGCAGACGGCGGUCAGCUUUCCAACAACGUCUCAAGAGUUUAUCAUCCGAUACAGCUAUAUUCGACGAGAAAGAAGUGAUUUGCUGACCAAGCGAGGACUCUGUGCGGUACGUGGAAGUAGACCGCGUCACCACCGUGUGACCGUCUCCCGCACAGAGUCUCAUACUAAUGUUCAUACAUCCGCCACCUCUUGGCGCAUCGGUGAGAAUCCGUUUAUUUCUAUACGGUUGAUAUUUAAUUCUCUUCUAUUAUUCCUCACUAUAAGUUAAUACUUAAUUGAUUAUGUAUGGACCAAACGCAGUCGAACGGUCACCGUGUCCAUGUAUUAAGUGGUCUUUAUCAAACCCAUCGUAUUUCCUUUGUAUCUGUAUAUAUGAACGCACAAUUUUUCGACCGAUCGACUUGUGGCACAACGUUCAUUUGUUCUGUUACUCGAUUGUGAUUUUUAAUGUAAUGUAAAUAGAGUAGUAUUUAUUGUGUAACGUUCGUCAUAGUAUAGACCGUUGUGGCAAUAAUUCUGUUAAUGUUUCCCAAGUCGUCUGUGUUCUCUCAAUUCUAUAUGUAUACGUGAUAGAAAACUGCCAUUUUGAAAUUGAAAUGUUCUUCAACGACGCCACCGAAAAUUAAAAAAAAAAAGAGUUCAAUCUAAAUAAAUGUUAAGAUGGAUUUUAUUUUACAAUGAUGUUUACCUAUCCGUCUAUUGACGAGAGUUAUGUUGACGGCCAAAUAUCUGCCACUUUUAAUAUAAUUUUAAUAGAUAUUUAAAUAUAAAUCAAUUAAAUUAAACAUUUUAAAAUAUUAUAAUAAUACGAUGUAAAUAAAAUUUAAACUAUUCAUAUCUUAGAAACGUAUUGAAGUGAUAUAAAGAGAUGUUUCCCAGGGAAAUCGUUUGAAUCUUUGUCGAGUUACUAUUAGAGAAUUUGUAGAUAAUGAUGAUCCUAUUGAAUAACCUCGUUUUAUUAACAAUAAGAUAUUGUUACUGAUAUAUAUAUUAAGUCCACUAAUAUUGUUUCUCGUUCAUAUCGAGUGUGAGGACUUUAGGAAACGGAUAUAGUAUUGUUGAAGUAUGAAUGGAGGGACAAUUUUAUUAUAUAUAACAUGUUACAUACGAGGUCUAGCGUUCAUUGAUAAUGUCCUUUGAUAGGUUAACGAUAAGCAUUAGAGGAGGUUUGUUUCCAUUUGGACGUAGAUUCGGUUUUAGCGUGCGAUUGAGUUUUGUAAUUUGUUAUCGAAGUAAGUUAGCGGAACUGGUGUAGCAUGUUUAUAUCGUCUUCCAUAAUAUACGAUAAUUUCGGAGGUUUUCAUUAUUAUUAUUAUUAUUAUUUUUUGUCAAUUUUGUUCGAUUAACCAUUUGUAUGAAAUACGGUAAAUUUCCAAUAGCGGAAGUGAACUAAUAAUCCAAAUCAGGUGUUAUCCUGGAAGACAAUAAUGAAGGGAAAUAGCUGUUUAAGCAGAGAUACUACUUUGGACAUACAUUGACGAGAAUUAUGGUGAUAUAAAGUUUUUAAAAUAAAAUUAUUUAUUGCAUGAAA